AUGGGCAAGGGAAUCCAUUUGUUUGGGAACGUAUUGAUUCCGGAAGGGGUGGCAUUGCUAGUACGAAAAAAGCGAGAAAAAAGAAAGGAAAAACGCGGCCAAGCGCAAUCUCACCCCCAGCCUCCGGCCACACACAUGCACUCUCGCCUUCAGGCUUCUUCUCGUCAUGUCGCAAAAAAAACCAACCAGAAACCUUUUCCCGAAUUCAUCAUAACCCCAUUGUCCCAAAAAACGGCCGUAUUUAGGAUCAGUGGGGAGAAGAGUGGCGUCAGUGGCAUGGGAAAGGUUUCAGUUGCUUAG
Bursaphelenchus okinawaensis is the source of this 300-nucleotide messenger RNA. NCBI's taxonomy places the organism in Eukaryota, Metazoa, Nematoda, Chromadorea, Rhabditida, Aphelenchoididae. The record is from the annotation of a GenBank genome assembly.